AGCCGUGGCCAUAACCUGGGAUCCCCUCCAAAAUUAGCAUCCUCGCCUCUCUGGGUCUUGGCGUUUCGCGAACAGGUGGGUUUGAGGACACGGACCGGCCUCGCAGUUUCCAAACAUGUGCGACUCCCCUCCAGGGCGGGGCAUCCCCAGCUUGCCUUCCACCAUGACGUUGCCCUCGGCGCCGGCGGGUGCCGGACCACGGCGUGGGAGCAUGCCUUUGCCCAUCAAGCACCAGCUGGUGAGGGCGUCGGCGGUGGAUGAACUGGACUCUCCCCCCAGCUCCCCCGAAGUGGGAAGCACUGGGGGGGCCAGCCCCGCAGGAGGACGCGGACCCUACAAAGUCAUGUUGCUUGGCGAGAGCGGGGUGGGGAAGACCACCUUGGCGGCCAUCUUCGGAGGCCUUAGAGGGGGCGCCCACCACGAGGAAGAGCACACAGAGGAUUCCUACGAAAGAAAUUUCUACGUAGAUGAUGAAGAGGUCACUCUAAUAUUGUACGACAUCUGGGACCAGGGAGAUCCCGGAGGCUGGAUGCAGGAAUCCUGCCUGCAGACGGGAGACGCCUUCCUGUUGGUUUUCUCGGUGACCGAUCGCCGCAGCUUCACACGGGUCCCCCCCACCCUGCUGAGCCUACGGGCAGGGUGCCCUCGAACGGACCCCCCUAUUAUCCUGGUGGGGAACAAGAGCGACUUGGCGCGAUCCCGGGAGGUCUCACGCGAAGAGGGCCGCAGCCUAGCUGUCAUGAUGAACUGCAAGCACAUCGAGACGUCUGCGGCGCUGCAUCACAACACGGAGGAGCUCUUCGAAGGCGUCGUGCGGCAGAUACGGCUGCGCCGCCGUCGGCGCGAGGGCGAUGGCUUCAACAGGGAAGGGGCCGGGGGCCGGCGCGAGAGCAUCACCAAGAAAGCCAAACGCUUCCUCUCUAGCCUCGUGCCGAGGAAUGGACGCUUCUUCAAGCAAAGGUCAAAAUCCUGCAACGACCUGUCAGUGCUAUGAGCCCCAUCGCCAGCAUGCUAGAAAUCUCUGCGACAAAAGGAAACACGUAAGACUCCCUUUACCCACAGCUGCAUCGAGCUCAGGACAGCAGCUCCGUCGACCCAGGGGCAGUUCCCAAACAUAGCAAGGCUCCCAAAACCCUCCUUGGCUCAGCUCUCCUCCCAUCAUCUUCAACGCAUAACUCAAACAAACUAUUUGCUUCUGUCCUUGGCUCCUUGAGAGGGCUUCUCAAAUGAACGAGUUUUACAAAAAAAAACACAUUUAAUAUACAGUAUGCUUUACAGGACCUGGAGACACCUACUGGUCUCCAAACUCACGUGCCUCUCACCUUUUCAAAUAUUGCUCAUGGCACUCUUGUGAGAUUUUUGUCUGCCUUUAAGGGUGUCUGUCUUGAAGGUGCCCAACUGGUACAAAAUGCUUCAGCCAAGAGACUCAGGACUUCUGUUCAGGAUUUCUGUUCCUUUCUCGUCCGUGACGCUCAGGUGCCCAUAACCUCUCAUGGGACAAGGUUUUUGUUCAAGGCACUAACUCUGGAGCGAAACGUUACGUCUACUGUAUAUGUAAACAAAUGGCCCCUAGACUCCUUGUGCAAAGCCUUAUCCGUUGUGCUACUUUGCUGUUAUCUUAGGAGGUAUUUUUAGAGGUGCUGUUUUUUUGCUGCCCUCUGCGUCCAUACAUAUACCGAAGAGGAUAUAAAAUGCUAGAGGUUUAUAGUCGUGCAGCGCAGCACGCUUUUAAGAGGUUAAAGGCACCGACUUUAGAAUGUCCCUUCCUGUAUGGUCUAGCAAACAGGAAUGCUUUGUGUUUGCUUAAAUGUUCAUCUUUGAAAAUGCAGUUAAAGGCA
Molecule: messenger RNA, 1838 nt
Organism: Lacerta agilis (Sand lizard)
Lineage: Eukaryota; Metazoa; Chordata; Lepidosauria; Squamata; Lacertidae
Gene: REM2
Product: RRAD and GEM like GTPase 2
Exons: 5
Coding region: 116-994 (292 amino acids)
Cellular component (GO): plasma membrane
Molecular function (GO): calcium channel regulator activity; GTPase activity; GTP binding
Source: RefSeq, a predicted model, not a curated record